This is a messenger RNA of Argiope bruennichi, 4595 nucleotides long. RefSeq names its product zinc finger protein 569-like. Gene Ontology annotation, biological process: regulation of DNA-templated transcription. The coding region runs from base 751 to 2112 and encodes 453 amino acids. The record is from RefSeq and is a predicted model, not a curated record. Lineage: Eukaryota; Metazoa; Arthropoda; Arachnida; Araneae; Araneidae. The transcript has 3 exons. Gene Ontology annotation, molecular function: DNA-binding transcription factor activity, RNA polymerase II-specific; RNA polymerase II cis-regulatory region sequence-specific DNA binding.
AUCGAACUUCUGUUCUUAAUUUUGAUUGUGGCUUCUGGCAGAUUUUAAAAUUUUUGUGAUAUUCGUGUUUUGAUUUUGUUAAUCCGGCACAAGCUAAGAAUCCGUUCAGGAGCAUACGCCGGAAAACAAACCUCCAUUCCUUCCUUCCUUAAUUUUGAAAUAUUUGUGAUGUAUAAAAAUUCUCAGAAGCCAAAUGUGAUUGAAUCAAUAUCCAUGGCACCUAAUUUGUUCAUUAAAAAUGCUCACACAGAUUGAUUUGGGGACAGGUUAUGGAACCAACGCACAGAGAAAAAAAUAUUGCCUAUAAAUCAUCAAGAUUAAAAUAUAUGAACAAUAGAAGUUUAACAAUUCCUGCUUGCUUAGGGUUAAAUAUAUGCAGUUAAUUCUGUACUUUUUAACAAGGCUUGCUAUCUCAUCUACUCAAUGAUUAAGAAAAGAAGUUAUGUUAUAUAUGCAAAGAAAGCAAGUAAUUCUCUGAAAAAUUAAAAAAAUAUGUAGCAUGCACAAUAUCAGCAUAUCUAAUAGAUACUUCGGCUUAACUUCACAGAUACUUAUGUUUUAACAUGAUGAAAACUUUUAAUCAGAUUUAACUUGUGUUGCAAAAGAUUUUCUAAAAAGCAUGCUGUAGCGAGGCAUAUUCUAACACUUUGUGAAAGAAAAGCCUAUCUGUGGAUCAUACAAUAUAAAAUAUUUUCUAAUCAAAGCACUCCAAAUUGGAAUAUAUGUAAGCUUACCAAAGAAUUCUGCAAAAUGUGUACUAAAGUCUUUUCUACGCAGGAAUAUAUAAUGCCACAAAUCUCGAAGCAUAUUAAAAAGAAACCAUUUGUAUGUAAUGUGUGCGAUAAAGUAUUUUCUCUCAAAGGAAUUUUAAAGACACAUUUAAGAACGCAUACGAAAGAGAGUCCGUAUAUUUGUGAGGUUUGCAGUAAAGCGUUUUCUCACGAAAGGAAUUUAAAGGUACAUUUAAAAGUACAUUAUCUGCAUACAGGAGAUAAUCCAUACGCUUGUAAUGUGUGUGGUAAAGUAUUCUCCCACAAAGGAAAUUUAAAGACACAUUUAAGGACGCAUACGAAAGAGAAACCGUAUGUUUGUGUUUGCAAAAAAGCGUUUUCUUUACUGGGAACUUUAAAGAGUCAUUUAAGGACGCAUACGAAAGAGAAACCGUAUGUUUGUGAGAUAUGCAAGGAAGCGUUUUCUCAGAAAAAUAGUUUAAAGAUACAUUUAAGGGCGCACACGAAAGAGAAACCGUAUGUUUGUGAGAUGUGCAAUAAAGCGUUUUCUCAACGAGGACAUUUAAAGACUCAUUUAAGGACGCAUACGAAAGAGAAACCAUAUGUUUGUGAGAUUUGCAAUAAAGCGGUCUCUCAAAAAUUUAGUUUAAAGAUACAUUUACUGACGCAUACAAAAGAGAAACCGUAUGUUUGUGAGAUAUGCAAUAAAGCAUUUUCUCACAAAAAUAGUUUAAAGAUACAUUUACUGACGCAUACGAAAGAGAAACCGUUUGUUUGUGAGAUUUGCAAUAAAGCGUUUUCUCAAAAACUUAGCUUAAAGAUACAUUUACAGACGCAUACAAAAGAGAAACCGUAUGUUUGUGAGAUAUGCAAUAAAGCAUUUUCUCACAAAAAUAGUUUAAAGAUACAUUUACUGACGCAUACGAAAGAGAAACCGUUUGUUUGUGAGAUUUGCAAUAAAGCGCUUUCUCAAAAAUUUAGCUUAAAGAUACAUUUACUGACGCAUACAAAAGAGAAACCGUAUGUUUGUGAGAUAUGCAAUAAAGCAUUUUCUCACAAAAAUAGUUUAAAGAUACAUUUACUGACGCAUACGAAAGAGAAACCGUAUGUUUGUGAGAUAUGCAAUAAAGCGUUUUCUCUCAAAAAUAGUUUAAAGACACAUUUGAGGACGCAUACGAAAGAGAAACCAUAUGUUUGUGAGCUUUGCAGUAAAGCGUUUUCUGAGCAAUCAAAUUUAAAGAGACAUUUAAGAACGCAUGCGAAAAAGAAACCGUAUGUUUGUGAGGUAUGCAGUGAAGCGUUUUCUUACAAAAGAAGUUUAAAGAUACAUUUAAGGACGCAUACGAAAGAUAAUCCAUAUGCUAAUAAUGUGUGCGAUUAAGUAUUUUCGCAUAAAUAAUACAGAGUAAUAAUUGAUACUGUGUAGUAAUUUAAAUAAAUUCCCACUAAAUUUGUGCCUGCUUUAAAUAGUUAUUUAAUUUAUGGAUUUUUUUUAUGAACGAUUCACUCUAAUUAUCUUUACUUCCUUUUGACCAGCACUCAUGGUUUUAUGUAUUUUUUACAUUAUUUCAAUUAAUGUUCAUGCAAUUUCAAUGUUGAAUUUAUAUAUUCAUUUAUAAUAGUUUAAUUUAUAAUCGAUAAAUAAUUUUAAAUAAUACUAACAAAAAGAGAAAAUAAUUGCUGUAGCUUCUAAAUAUUCAAAAUUCUCAUGAAAUAAAUAUUGACUAGUAGAAUAUAGAAAUAGUAGUUUCUGUUUCAUACCAAUCAUUAAAAGAAUUAACUAAAAUUUAUACAAACAUCCUACACUGUUUAACUGAUUCAUUACUUUUCAAUUUUGCUUCCUAAUGAAGUGAGUGUGUGCACUAUAAGACAUAAUUAUUAUUGAAUUUUUUUAAAAAUGAGCCUUUUUUUUAUAAAAUUCAGUUUAUAGUGCAUUCAUAUAUUGAGUGUUUAGUUUUUUCCUGAGUAUUUUGAAAAUUUUCUUAACAUCGAAGAAAUUAUUUCUUAAUAUUAUAUUUAUUUUUAGUAUUUUUAUAUAAUACUAUUUUAUUAUUAUGAGUUACUGAAAUAUGUCAGUAGUAGUAAAAAUAAUGCUUUUAUAAGUUAUCUUGCUAAAUAAUCAUUUGAACAAUUAUCAAAAUAGAAAUCGCAUACCAUCCAAAAAAUAAUCCAGAUAAUUUUAAGCAAAUAAUAUAGAAAUCCUUAACUAUUCCAUAUUGGUAUAUCUUUAAACUGAAUCAUUGGUCCUCUUAAUUGAAAUAAAGCUCUUCCUUGAGGUUACAGCUUAUGUAUUAAAAUCAAUUUUAAUAAAAUUAAAAAUAUAUGAUAAAUUUUUCCUAUAUGAAAGAUAUAAUUUCAAUAAAUUACAUCAAAGCCAUUUCUCAAAAGAAUCAGUGGUAUUCCUUAAAUCAGAUACUAUAGUAUUUUUACAUUGGUACUCAAGAAAUAAUCUUAUUAUAACAACGAAAUCAGUAACUUCUUUCAUAAUAUAACAUUCAGAAUAUUUGGAAUUGUAAAAUAUGAUAGAUUUUAUUAAAAUGAUCUUAUCUCAAUCACAAUGUCUCUGUUCACAAUGUAUUCUUAAAGUCUAAAUAAAGGUCUUAUUUGCAAUUCUAAAAAAUUUAUCUGAAAACGAUUUCUAUCAUUUGGGCAAUUGUGUUUUUUGUAUUCAGACAGAAUAACGUUUACUGAACGAAAGUCUUUAAAGGGGUGAAAUAGACAAAUAAACCCAUUCAUCAUCAUAAGAAUUCUUAAAAAGAGCAUUUCCAAGAAGUUGAAGAUUUUAAGUCAGGUAGUGAAUCGGAUUAAAACGAAGUCUUCGAAUGCCAAUUAAACCCUCAAGGGGUCAUCUUUCUUUUCCUGUCCUCAACAAUAUCUAUAUAAAUAGUUUUAAGAAGAAAAUUUCAUCAAACUGAAAUAGCAAAAAAUUUUACUGCGGAUUACUUUCUAAAGUUCAGUAUAUCGCAAUGCCAAAUUAAAUUUUCGGAGAAUUCCGCACAAAAUAUGUUUUAAAAGUGAAACAUUUUAAACACAAUCUAAAUAAUAUUUAAUUAUAGAUUUGAUAUAUUUAUUUUAAAUUAUGAAACAACAAAAUAUAACAAUGCUCUAAAAUAAUGUUCUAAAAUUAAUAUCAUUAAUUAUUAUAAUAUUUAAGUUUGCACGUCUUUUGUACACUAAGCGAGAGUACAAAAUUAAACUAUUUUGGAAAUUCCACAAAAAAAAAAAAGAAAUCUAGAGGGACCUAAGCAAUUCUCUAUUUAAUAAAAAAAGUCAUACUCAGUCACUGCAGAAUUGUAUUCAGACUAUUAACAUAUACUCUGUUGAAAAUAUUUUUCAUUAAAAUGAACUUUCUUUUACACGAAUAAAAAUAAUGCAACGAACAUAAGUUGCUAAACAAUUAAAAGAAAUAACCACAUGAUUGACUUCUUAAAAAUAAAAAUUGCUUAAUAUUUCAGUGACAAGCUGUUUCAUUCAUCAUUUAGAUAAAAAGAAUUAGAUUGUCGUCAAUAUUAGGAGGAUAUAAAUCUGUUGGAUAAAAAGUUCUUAAUUCUUCAGACUCAUUAUGUGUUAAACAAACACUUGUAAACACUAUAGUGAAACCUCCUUUCUUAAAUAAAAAAUGAAAAUUACCUUGAUUUUACAGAGUUUUUCAUAUCCAAUUCACUAAAAAAGCAAAUGCAAGUAAUAAUAUAGCCUCCAAAUUAAAUUUGAUAAGGAAAAACUAGUUCAAAAAUAGUGUUCAUAUAUUAUGAGAGACUUCUUUUUUUUCAGAUUUUUAACACAGUUUAAUUAAUUAUUUUUUUUCUAUAAAUAUGGUCUUCUUCUUUUGUGUUAAAACAUUCAGACGAAAUAUUAUUUUUCAAU